Messenger RNA from Cryptomeria japonica (Japanese cedar), 1323 nucleotides. Its product is annotated as leucine-rich repeat receptor-like serine/threonine-protein kinase At2g14510. The transcript has 4 exons. The record is from RefSeq and is a predicted model, not a curated record. NCBI's taxonomy places the organism in Eukaryota, Viridiplantae, Streptophyta, Pinopsida, Cupressales, Cupressaceae. Bases 1 to 1323 code for a protein of 440 amino acids.
AUGCCACAGCUGAGUAUGCAUAAGAGUUGCCGGCACUCUUUCUCAUUAAUUCUCUGCUUGGAAUUUGCAUUGAUCAUCAUGAAAUUCAUAAGCUUAACCUUGUUAGCGAUCACAGCUUUCAUUGGAUUAAUCAGUCGCUGCACAUUGGCAAACCCAGAUGGAUUUCUAAGUAUUAAUUGUGGCACUUCAAAAAAUGAAACAAUCGGAAAGAUGGACUGGAUUACAGAUUCCUUGUUCAUAAAAUUCAGAAACACGUCCAUAAUGUCUCCAUUCAGUUCUAACAAUAGGGCCUUUCAAUAUCAGUCCGUGGCCUAUUUUACAAAUCUGGAAGCAAAUAAAUAUUGUUACUUACUGCCCGUGACGCCUCAUAAACAAUACCUGGUAAGGGCUAGGUUCUAUUUUGGAGGGUUUGAAAAUCUGCCUUUAGCAAGCAUCUUCGAUUUGUAUAUCGAGGGAAUCAAGUGGGCAAAAGUCGAUCUGACGAAUCUAUUUAAAAAUCGCACUUACUAUUACGAUAUCAUCCUGGUCCCUAAAGGCGGUAGUCUGAGUUUAUGCCUGGCUAGAAAUUCAGAGACACAAGAAAAUUGCUAUGUUUUCAUUUCAACUAUUGAGUUGAGGCUGCUACAAUUUACAAUGUAUGAUACUUACACUGAUUUCAACUACAGCGCUUUAAAUUUAUUCUCUCGUAUACAUUUUGGGAGCUCUGAAUGGAUAAGGUUCCCCCAGGACCAGUAUGAUCGCCAGUGGCAACCUUUUCAGGUAUGGUCAACAAGAAAUAUCGGCAUGAAUGCCUCCUCUUUUGGGAGCAUGAAAAACCAACCACCUGUAUCAGUAUUAAAGACUGCUAUUUCAUCGCUUGUAGGGGAAGAGUUGUUCGUUUCGAACUGGCGUCUUCUUAACCAGGGCAUUUAUUAUUUUGCUCUUUACUUGUGCAACAUCAAUAAGACAAGUCUUUCAGGAAACAACACAUUUCAGGUCAUCAUUGGGAAUCUUCAAAUAGCAGAAAUAGACGUUCCUGAGUAUAUGUACUGUUUGUCACAAGAAAGUCGUGUAGAGCUUAGCACAACUGAGACUAUAAACAUAAGAAUACGUUCACAAGCAGGAUCCCACAUGAGGCCGUUCAUAAAUGCAGCUGAAGCAUAUCAAAUAUUAAACAUCACCAAUAUGACACACGCCGGAGAUGUAAUCGCUAUAAGAAAAAUAGCAGAUACAGUGAAUGUUCCAGAUGAUUGGACAACAGGAGAUCCAUGUUUACCUGCAGGUUUACCUUUAACCGUUGUUAUGUGCAAUGAGGAAGACCCCCCACGAGUGAUUAUUGUGUAA